AUGAUAUGUGUAUUUGGACCAGGAAAAGCACAGACGACGAUUCCGUCGCAGCCGGCCACCGCCAUCAAGCACUGCCACAUCCAGGAAGAAACGGUGGAGGAGUUCACGAGAAAUGGUAUUGAUCCACUCACUGUAUCACUUUACCAGAUGGACUUGGACAGGAUACUGUUUUUAUUGAGAUCAUAUCUUCGGACUCGUCUCCAGAAGAUAGAGAAAUACAUGUUUCACAUCCAAAAAGCUACUGAACUCUGGAAUCGGCUAUCUAAGCAAGAACAAAAUUUUGCCAAAAGGUCCAUUGAAGAUAUUGAGCAACAUUUUGAACAAUCUGUUCUGUCAAAAUUGCCUGAUCGUUACAAGUCCCAUCUGAAGCAAUCUGUAACAAGUGAAGAGGAUGACAUGGAGCCACUGCUGGACACCUAUGUCAUCUGCAGAAGCAAGAGAUUCUUAGGAGCUUUCCAGCUUGACGAAAGGCAACUUUUUUAUUCAUAG
Molecule: messenger RNA, 489 nt
Organism: Ilex paraguariensis (yerba mate)
Lineage: Eukaryota; Viridiplantae; Streptophyta; Magnoliopsida; Aquifoliales; Aquifoliaceae
Source: the annotation of a GenBank genome assembly